Molecule: messenger RNA, 4099 nt
Organism: Cyprinodon variegatus (sheepshead minnow)
Lineage: Eukaryota; Metazoa; Chordata; Actinopteri; Cyprinodontiformes; Cyprinodontidae
Product: sodium- and chloride-dependent GABA transporter 2-like
Exons: 14
Coding region: 18-1682 (554 amino acids)
Biological process (GO): sodium ion transmembrane transport
Cellular component (GO): membrane
Source: RefSeq, a predicted model, not a curated record
GUUUAACACUCAGCAGGAUGGAAGACGCUCCUUCUAAGAUGUGCCAUAACCUUGGACAGAACACCUCACAGGGUGCCAAAGAGCGCGGCAAGUGGGAAACCAAGAAAGAGUUUAUCUUGAGUGUGGCCGGUGCUAUUAUUGGACUUGGCAAUGUGUGGAGAUUUCCAUAUCUUUGCUACAAGAAUGGUGGGGGUGCAUUCUUCAUCCCUUACUUCCUUUUUCUUGUUACCUGUGGUGUCCCUCUGUUUGUCCUGGAAACAUCGCUGGGCCAGUACACCAGUCAGGGAGGAAUCAUGUGCUGGAGAAAGAUCUGCCCCUUGUUUGAAGGUAUGGGAUAUGCCAGUCAGUUGAUAAUUUUUUAUGGAAACAUCAGCUAUGUUGCGAUUUUAGCCUGGGCAUUCCUGUAUUUCUUCUCGUCAUUCUCUGGAAAGUUGCCAUGGGCCAGCUGUAACAACACGUGGAAUACAGAUUGUUGUGUGGAAAUAAACAACUAUAUUAAGACUGCCAACUGGACCGCACCUGUGAAUGCAUCAUCGUCUGUUAUAGAGUUUUGGCAGCGACGGGUGUUAAACAUAUCCACGGGCAUAGAGGCCUUGGGAACCAUUCGGUGGGAUCUUACAUUGUGCCUUUUUCUGUCCUGGAUCAUCUGCUACUUCUGUGUGUGGAAAGGAGUGAGAUCCACAGGAAAGGCUACCUACUUUACUGCCACAUUCCCCUUCGUCUUGCUGGUGGUACUGUUUUUUAGAGGUAUGACCCUUCCUGGAGCAUUUCAUGGUGUCAAAUACUACCUGUACCCUGAUCCCUCUCGGCUAGCUGACCCACAGGUCUGGAUGGACGCUGGAACACAGAUAUUUUAUUCCUAUGCCAUUUGCCUGGGGUACAUGACCACAUUUGGAAGUUACAACAAGUACAACAACAACUGUUACAGAGACUCCUUCUAUCUUUGCUUGCUGAACAGUGGGACCAGCAUAAUGUCUGGAUUUGCCAUUUUCUCCGUUCUGGGCUACAUGUCAGUAAAGCAGGGAGUUGACAUUUCUGCUGUUGCUGAGUCAGGUCCUGGACUUGUCUUCAUUGUCUACCCACAAGCCGUAACUCUGCUGCCUUGGCCUCAGGUCUGGUCUGUGUGUUUCUUCUUCAUGAUCAUUUUACUGGGAAUCGAUGGGCAGUUUGCAGGACUUGAAAGCAACAUGACCUCUUUGACUGAUCUUUAUCCUUCCUACCUCCGAAGGGGAUACCACAGAGAGCUUCUUCUGAUGCUGCUCUGUGUUAUUAGUGCUCUGUUGGGCUUAUUUAUGGUCACAGAGGCAGGAGCAUACAUUCUGCAGAUCUUUGAUCACUAUGUGUGCAGUGGCCCCACCCUCCUUCUGAUGGCAAUCUUCCAGUCAGUGAUCAUUGGAUGGAUUUAUGGUGCUGCACGCUUCAGUGACAAUAUCGAGGACAUGAUUGGUUACAAACCUCUGCCACUGUUCAAAUACUGCUGGCUCUACAUCACCCCUCUUAUUUGCAGUGCCACUCUUGUAUUUUUACUUGUGAGAUACACUCCAAUGAGGUUCAACAAAACAUAUCGAUUCAAGAAAACCUCCCUGCCUGCAGACGAUCUUCCAGGGAUGGUGAAGGAAGUGCCAAGUCUCAACACAUUGAUGAGUGCUCAGAACAGGGAACAAAAUGAUCCCAUGCUUUAAAAAUCUUAGAAAAUUAUCUUUCCCCAAAAUACAACAUAUUGGGUAAUGGGAUUAAAAACAUUCUCAGUAUACAGUCGGUAUCUAUUUCAAUAUUUUCUACAUAUCGGUCUUUUGGGGGCAGUUUUUGGAGCACAUGUUUUCUAUCAUUCUGCCAACAACAUCUAGAAUCUCAAAAAAACAGCACUGAAUUGUAAUUAAGAACACUCAAUGAAAAUAUUGAAUCUAUGUUAUAUUUCUAUAUAGAUCAACCUGGUUAGAUCUGCUUGCCCUCUUUCUUAGAUAACUUGGCAAAAUAUGACAAAAAAAAGAAGAAACAUCCUUAAUGUAUUAAAACCUUGCAAUGUAGCGCAUCACUGCGCUUUGGGGGUGCUCAAUACUUGUAACAUUCUAAAACAAAGGAAAAAGAAGAUUUAUAUCUCGUCUAUCCUCCAAUAAAUAUUUUUCCAGGAAAUAAAAUUGGAAUGUUGUUUAAAGAUUGGAAGCACAAAUUUGGAGAGCCUACACUAAACUAAGAUCAUUUUGUUGUUUAAAUUUGACUCUUAGAAAUAUAGUUAAAAGGAAAUUUACAAAAAGUCUUAUGAGAUCAAUAUAUUCUAUGUGGUUGUAACAUUGCUUCUUGGCAGUAAAUGUUACACAACUGGAAAGGUUAAGGAUUUCCAUUUAACUCCUGGCACAUUUCCAAGGGAUACGCCUUUGUUUGUUGAGCAGCAGAAGUGAGUGUGAUGGCCCAUGCAAAUCUGUCCGAAUUCACCUUGCCUUUUAGCCUGAUGAACCAGACUAAAUAUGACAUUAAAUGUGUAAUUUAGUUUGGCCCCAAUGAAUGAGACAUCGGAAGAUUGUUGAUGAGAACAACCCGUUGUUUUUCAAACCAUGUCUGUGCCUAUUGGCCAACGCUCAGACCAAUAAGCGCAACUGACUGACACAGUAAGCGUGACAGAAAGCUGGUGGGGGAGUGUAAACAAACAGCCUGUUGGUAAAACGGUGAAUACGUCCUUGUUAAAAAUGAAUGAGCGUAGAGUCUCUUCCUGCUCAUGUUUCAACGAAAAACCCAGGUCAGAUCCUUCCAAAACUGAUUCCAAAGCUGAGUCAAACGAUGGUUUGUUUGCUUAGUUGUCGCUAUCUUCCUUGUUGCGCUUUCUCCAGCGUCGCGCAGCUUUGUCGUCACGCCCUCAAAUCCCUGCCUGCUUUGCAUCCAGAAAUAAAAAACACAUCUCUGCGUUGUGAUUGGCCCGCCAGUUCUAGGGCCCGGGGCAUUGAUCGAGGCUAGACCAACUCGCAGGCAAAAAUGAAUUUGGCCGCUGGCGGGUGGGGCUCCUUUACUAGGCUACUUGCCUUUUACAAAUAGCGUUCAGCCAAGCCAGUAUAAAGAUGGGAGGUCACCUUCUCAUCACUGGAAUAGAAGGGCUUGUCAGAGGCAAUCUCAGUGAAGAAAGGAAGCAACCAGUGGCAAUCCGAUCUCUCAUUUCCGUACACUGGAAUGUAAAAGUGAAGCACAUGUAUUGUCUGCAUCCGGAUUUGGGCGCUUUAAGGAUGGACUGACCAACCUGUAGUCCUGACCUCUUUGCCGCUGUUAUUUCGAUGUGCUUCUUGACCACUACCACCUAAAUGAUUGACUUGUGAUAAAUACCAUGUCUAUGAAUGGGAUGUCCUCCCACGGCAGUGUGUGUGACCAAGCAGGACUAAGUGUGUCCACGGCUUAAUUAAACCAGAAUCUGUUAAAUGACUUAAUUUAUAAAUCUGUUAUUUCCAUUAACUUCCACCAUCCAGUCCAAUCACACCACGCAUGACUCAACCGCAGAAUAAUCUGUAAAUGUUUUGUAGAUGCAACCUACGUGGCUUAGAGGAAAAUUCAGUGAUCUUGUCAUCCGAAAGUUACGAUUUUGAGUUUAGUUCUCCAAAUGUUGAACUGCCCCUGGGCAAGGCAUUUAACCCCAAGCAGCUGCCUGUGGAUCUGUGUAGAAGUCUAUAACUGUGCGUACACUUGAAUGAGACCAACUGGAAGGUUGUCCACUUUGAGUCAGUUUGACAUUAAUAUAAAGAUUUAGUCUUGUAAAAAAAAAUUAAAAAUGCAAUUUUUAGACCUGCUACUCAACCAACAACCAAAGAUUUCCUAUAAAUGUGUCAGAUCUUAAAGGGGAAAUAAAUCCACUUUAAACAAUAUUAAAGCUAUUUCCAAGAAGACUUGAUACAGCAAAGAAAUAAAUGACAAAAAUAACAGAGUUUACAAUACAUUGUAAACUCUAUAUAUUAGUUAGUUUACAAUAUAUUGUAAAGGCGGCUUUAUUGUUCUUUCAGUGGUGAUAUUCACUCAUUACGUAAUGAGUGAAUAUCACCACAGCAUUAAGUAACACUGAUGAGGAUGUAGAUAGUUCAGCAAUCUGAAAUCGAAGAAGAGCAAUGUACAUUUGCAAAACAUG